Molecule: messenger RNA, 552 nt
Organism: Melitaea cinxia (Glanville fritillary)
Lineage: Eukaryota; Metazoa; Arthropoda; Insecta; Lepidoptera; Nymphalidae
Gene: RpS30
Product: ubiquitin-like protein FUBI
Exons: 5
Coding region: 114-506 (130 amino acids)
Biological process (GO): translation
Cellular component (GO): cytosolic small ribosomal subunit; ribosome
Molecular function (GO): structural constituent of ribosome; protein binding
Source: RefSeq, a predicted model, not a curated record
UAAAUUAUUACUUAUGUUUUGGUACAAGUAUUCGAUUUUACAAUUCCUGAUGUCUUCCUGUCGGCCAUAAUAGUUUCUUUCGAUUGUCAGACUUAGCUGAUAGAAAUCACAAGAUGCAGUUGCACAUUCGAGGACAGUCUACGCACGUUCUUGACGUCGAUGGACAGGAAUCCAUUGGCCAAAUUAAGGAUCGUCUUCGCGCCCUUUCUGACAUUGGUAAUGAUGAGUUAACUUUGUCAGUAUCUGGAGCGCCUCUUGAAGAUGACCUUCUGGUAUCUGAGCUAGCAUCAACAGAAUUAGACCUUACUGUGCCAUUACUUGGUGGUAAAGUACACGGUUCUCUGGCUCGUGCUGGUAAGGUCAAGGGACAAACACCAAAGGUUGAAAAGCAGCAAAAGAAGAAGAAGAAGACAGGCCGUGCCAAGCGCAGGAUCCAGUACAACAGGAGAUUUGUGAAUGUUGUCCAGACCUUCGGCCGCCGUCGUGGACCCAACUCUAAUUCUUAGAUUUUUGUUUACUAAUAUGCUGCAAAUAUAACAUCUUUUUCCCAAA